Messenger RNA from Galleria mellonella (greater wax moth), 408 nucleotides. It is a transcript of the gene RpS28b, whose product is annotated as 40S ribosomal protein S28. The transcript is spliced from 2 exons. Gene Ontology annotation, molecular function: structural constituent of ribosome. NCBI's taxonomy places the organism in Eukaryota, Metazoa, Arthropoda, Insecta, Lepidoptera, Pyralidae. Gene Ontology annotation, biological process: translation; ribosomal small subunit assembly; maturation of SSU-rRNA. Gene Ontology annotation, cellular component: cytosolic small ribosomal subunit; ribosome. The record is from RefSeq and is a predicted model, not a curated record. Bases 86 to 283 code for a protein of 65 amino acids.
UGCGCUGUCAAAUAUAUUUCUUUUCUCUACACGCUAGCUUCAGUGCACGUGUAUUUUUUCGGUUUUGCUCGAUAACCAAGCUAAAAUGGAUAAGCCUAACGUUCUUGCUCGCGUCGUCAAGGUAUUGGGUCGCACCGGGUCCCAGGGCCAAUGUACCCAAGUCAAAGUUGAGUUCAUUGGCGAGACCAGUCGCCAGAUCAUCAGAAAUGUGAAGGGGCCAGUGCGCGAUGGUGACAUUCUGACGCUCCUCGAGUCUGAACGUGAAGCUAGGAGGCUAAGAUAAACGAUGUGGUACAGGAGCGUAGGUUAAGUCACAUUAUAAUAACCAUUUAUAUUAUGUAUUCUUUAAGAAACCGUCAAAGAUGACCAUCUCUGUGAACAGCUCGUAAUAAAUUACCUAACUGUGUA